CCACCCCCCAAAUAAUUCUAGAACAAAAGAAAUGGUUUUGAACGAAUUGGAACCUAAGGGCAUGUAAUGUAAUCUUCUGGCAUAACUAAAGAAAAACAAAUCUGUUUUUUUUAGUAAGUUAAUGAACUGCUGCAAAGUUUCUUAGCUUUUUUUUCCUUCUGCAUUCUGGCAACUGCAACUUUAGUUAAUAAGAAAUAAGGGGAAUGGCUGGCUUAGAGUUGAACCACUGGUAUUCAAGGGAUUUGAGUCUAAAUGAAAUGUUACUGAUUCUGAUGGGGAGGUUUAAGUAGCUAUUACGAUUUAUAGCUGGCCUUUCUCUCCAUAACUGAAACUGCCCCGCGUUUCAUAAUGGAAACAGAGUAGGACCUACUGGACCGUUCCAGGUGUGGUGGCUUUUUCUUAAAGCUUGGUUGGUCCUUACAUACCUGAGAAAAUCUCGUUUCCCAGAUCAAGUUGCUGACACCUCGUAUCAACCUGUUUCUUAAGGAGGUUGAGAAGUUUGAGCAGCCAGAGAGUUACUGAAUCGUAGAGAUGGAAAGGACCGUAAGAUUAGCAAGUCCAACUCUCAGAGCUUCUGAGCAAUGGACACAUGAGUAAUGGAAAACAGCCUUCUGACACCUCCAGCAACAAGCUCUGAAAACACCAUCAAGAUAAAUCUGAAUUUCCUAAGACUUAAGAUCAACACCAUGGAUGGGAAAACAGCCUCACAGAAAGCAAAAGAAAAUCCAUUUGUCUUGGAUAAAACCUUUGGAUCACAUCCUACGAAGGUUGCAUCUUUCUCUCUUUCCAAGUUAAAGAUAUUUCUUGGAGCGCUGGCAUUUUCUUUUUUUGCCAAAGCUUUUUCAGGAAGCUACAUGAAGAGCAUGAUGACUCAGAUUGAGCGGAGAUUCGAGAUCUCAUCGUCGGUGGUUGGCUUGAUUGAUGGGAGCUUUGAGAUAGGAAACUUACUGAUCAUGGUUCUGGUGAGCUAUCUUGGACCAAGAGUUCACCGCCCCAAAGUGAUUGCAACAGGUUCUCUAAUUAUGGCCUUUGGAUCCUUUCUAUCAGCAAUGCCACACUUUAUCAUGGGACAUUACAAUUACAAAAGUAUCGCUGUUUCCUUGGCCAAUUCGUCUACAAGUGUUUCAGCUUGUGCCUCAGCCACUCCCCAUCACUACACUGUUGCCGAAAGUUCCCACAACACAACUGCAGUUGAAUGUGAAGAAAUGAUUAGUUCCUAUUUGUGGGUCUUUGUGUUUGCUGGGAACCUUCUACGUGGAAUUGGGGAAGCACCCAUCAUGCCUUUGGGAAUGUCUUACAUUGAUGAUUUUGCCACGGAAGAGAACUCUGCCUUUUAUAUAGGAAUUGUGCGGUCUACAGCGAUGUUUGGACCAUGUCUUGGCUUUCUGCUUGGAGCAUUUUGUGCUGGUUUGUGGGUUGACAUUGGAGCAGUAAACCCAGAUACAUUGACCAUCAGUUCCAAAGACACACGUUGGGUCGGUGCUUGGUGGCUUGGGACGCUGAUUUGUGGUGCCACCAGUUUUAUGUCAUCUCUCCCUUUCUGGUUCCUGCCUUACUCUUUGCCACAAGAAGGAGAACAAGUUGUUAAGAAGUCAACUGAAGUUUAUGUAAUCACUCAAGUCAGCCAGAACAAAAUGGAAGCUCCUGGCUGCCCAAAGAUGAAGGUUUCGGAAGUGGCAAAAGAUUUCUUUCCUACUUUGAAAAAGCUGUUUGGAAACCCCAUCUUCCUGAUCUAUUUGCUCCUUACAAUCUUCCAAUACAAUUCUCUGGUUGGCAUGGUAACCUUUGAAUCCAAGUUUAUGGAGCAGCAGUUCAACAUCGCUGUUUCAAGAGCCAUCUUUCUUAUUGGUGUGAUUGUCUUACCUAUUGCCAUUGUGGGGAUAUUCCUGGGAGGUUUUAUCAUCAAGAAGUUCAAACUGCACAUUGCAGCCAUGGCGAAGUUUGCCUGCAUCACCUUUGUGACAGCCUUCCUGUUAAACCUGUUUUACUUCGCCGCCAGUUGCCAAGUGCCUAAAGUGGCUGGUUUGACCGUCAACUACUCUGGCAUCAAAGAAGUGUCCUUCAAAGAGAAGCCGUUAUCUCUCUGCAACUCUGACUGCAGCUGUGAAGAGAGCCACUGGGAUCCAGUUUGUGGAGACAACGGUAUCACCUACAUGAGCCCAUGUUUAGCUGGCUGCAAAACAUCCGUGGGAAGUGGAAAGGAUUUGGUAUUUCAAAACUGCAGUUGCGUAGGAGUGUCAGGAGCUGGUAAUUUUUCUGCAGUUCUGGGUCAAUGUCCAAGGGAUAAUUGUGCAAAAAAAUUCCCUUACUUUUUAGUGUUGUUGUCCAUCGUUGUAUUUAUCUUCUCUUUGGGAGGAACGCCUACGUAUAUGCUUAUGUUUAGAUCAGUUUCACCAGAUUUGAAAUCUUUUGCUGUGGGCAUCGAAGCUUUGUGCGGAAGAGUCCUUGGGGGGCUCCCUUCCCCAAUUUACUUUGGAGCUUUGAUUGACCAGACCUGCUUGAAAUGGGGUAUGAAAACCUGUGGUGGAUCUGGGGCUUGCAGAGUCUAUGAUACCAAAGCAUUCAGAAAUGUCUACCUCGGGGUCAUUGCUGCACUAAGAUUUGGAAGCGUCUUUCUUUAUCUCAUCCUUUGCACUCUAAUCAUAAAACGUUGCAGGCAAAGCUAUCAAAUGACGAAGGACAUCAAAACUGGAGAAAUACUUGACACUAAGUUGUCCAAUAUCAGUCCAAAGACAGAAGAGUCCUCUCACAAGGAGAUGCAAGUUGCUGGAGACACUCCUUUUUGAAAAGGUCAAAGAACAUUAUCUUGGAUGCUCGUGCAGACAAUGGCUGCAAAUUAUGGAGUUAUCAUGAGCAAAUUGUGGAGCUCCUGACAUACUAGUCCUUGACCGAGCCAAAGCACUGCCAGUCAUCGGAGUUAAACAUUGACUUUAGCAUCAAAUGUUGCUUCAGAAAGAAGAAUCUAGAACUCAAAGUUCAAAGAAGGUCUUAGAUUAGGGGUGUCAAACUGUCAGCUCGCGGGCCAGAUGUGUCAUGCCGAAACCGCACCCACCCCAUUGCCGGCAAUGGAAAAAAAGUUGUGAUACAUUGCGACACCUCACGUGAUUUGCAAGUUUGACACUCCUGUCUUAAAUCCUGAAGAAGAUAUCUGAGGAGCUCCCAUUAAUGGUCCAACUGAGAUUGUGAUAUGACUCCUGGGUGAAACAUGGUGGUCUUGGGAAUUCAUAAACAAUAAGGUUGUUAAAAUUGGGCAAUGCCAUGUCAACUAUGGCACAAAGAAGUGGAAGUUGGAAAAGGAAGAUGUGGUUUUGGAACACAAAAUGCAAACUCUAUGUUGCAUCAUAAUGAAAAAGCAGAGGAGAUUUAAACAAUUUCUCCUCGUCUUCCUCCAGUGCUAAGUUUCCGUGAAACUCUUCCCUUCUGAAAAAUGUUCUUCCCUUUUGGUUUGGGAUGUCCAACUUGGCAACCUGUGCCAAGAUCUGUGGACUUCAACUCCCAGAAUUCUCCAUGCUGGCUAAGGAAUUCUGGGAGUUGAAGUCCACAGGUCUUAAAGUUGCUAAGGUGGGGCACCCCUGCUCUACCCAAAGUUUGCACAAGUAAAGUUUACUGGCUAAUUUAGUUCCUAGAGCAGUGGUUCUCAACCUGUGGGUCGGGACCCCAUUUGGGGUCGAACGACCAUUUCAUGGGGGUCGCCAAACCAUGCUGUCCGCCAUUUUUUUCCCUUUUCCCUAGCUGUCCUACUCCCUCUUAUUGGUGGCCACACCCACUUGGGGGUCACCACAACAUGGGAAACUGUAUUAUGGGGUCAUGGCAUUAGAAAGGUUGAGAACCACUGUCCUAGAGACAAUCACUGUGCAAAUUGCUGGCUAUUGCAGAGUGUAGAAGACCAGUGUAUGUGGUUGUGAAGGUCCCACAACAGGAGAUGACACUAAAAGUCAUGCUUUUCUCUCAAGAGAUAAUGACUGCCACAACUUGGUUAACUGAACUCUGGUUUACUAUGUUAACCCAAUAUUCUGUGUUUGUUUAUUUGGCUGAACUGUAAGCUAAAUUUUCCAGAUUGGCUAGAUUCACAUAACAAAAUAAUCCAUAAACUAACCACAAGACAUUUUGGACUCGAGCACUUGUGUAAAUACAGGCUUGAAAAGACCAGUUCUGAUGUUUUUGGUUUCUAUUACUUCAUUGUUUAGACUUUUUAUGAGUUUACAGCUGUUUUCACCUUUUUCAGUUAAGUAAGUUGGAGAGACUUCUGCUGUGUUUACACAACACACCGAUCCAUAGUUUACAAAGCAGUUUAAUUCCAGUCUGCCUUACAGAAAUGAUUGUAUAAAUUAUAAACUAACCUCCUGUGGUUAGUUUAUAAUUUGGUUUUUCACAAAAUAGUUUUCACACAAUAGCUUGUGGUUUUCACACAGUAGUUUGUGGUUCAUAUGAACCCUGCCACAGAGAGAACAAAGAUUUGGGGAAACUAUUUGUAUCGGGGGGUGGGGGGAAUUGAGAUUCCAAGAUGGCGGUGAUUUCAACAUCCUUUGCUAAUGGAUCUGUUGCAAAAACCAAUGAAGAACUUCUGAGAGAGUAAUUUUAACCACUGA
This is a messenger RNA of Crotalus tigris (Tiger rattlesnake), 4589 nucleotides long. Its product is annotated as solute carrier organic anion transporter family member 1C1-like. Bases 597 to 2786 code for a protein of 729 amino acids. Gene Ontology annotation, biological process: bile acid and bile salt transport; transmembrane transport; sodium-independent organic anion transport. Gene Ontology annotation, cellular component: membrane. The transcript has 16 exons. NCBI's taxonomy places the organism in Eukaryota, Metazoa, Chordata, Lepidosauria, Squamata, Viperidae. Gene Ontology annotation, molecular function: protein binding; bile acid transmembrane transporter activity. The record is from RefSeq and is a predicted model, not a curated record.